Messenger RNA from Moneuplotes crassus, 1528 nucleotides. Lineage: Eukaryota; Ciliophora; Spirotrichea; Euplotida; Euplotidae. The record is from the annotation of a GenBank genome assembly.
UAAAAUUUCAAAUGUCAUCAAUCGUUUGAAACCCGCUCCUUGAUAGUCAAAAAGACUCUGAUACUCUUAAUACAAAUAGCGACUAUUGAGAAGAAGAUGAUGGAUAUGAAUCAUCUCCUAAGGAGAUCGUACGCAAGGUAUCUUUUCUGAACUUUAUUCAGGCUGCCCAGGAUGUUCAUAGAAAUCAUUGAGCUGAAAAGGAAAAUGCUCAGCUGAAUAAUCAAGCUUUCAAGAGAAGCAGGCAACCAACUUUUGGAGAAAAAUGAGACUUAAAUCUCUCUGAAGAAAGUUGCUAUGAACAUUCUUUAACCAAAGGGAAAUAACUCAGAUACUAGCUGAGUUCCUUCAGUGAUAGGGCAGAAUGUUGAACUGAGUUUUGUGUCACCAGUGGCUGAGGAUAUCAAUGUGAUGAAUAAUUUGCCAAAUGUUCCUCCAAAAUUUAUACCCAAGAAUUUUAACCAACCUCCAAACCAAGGAAUUACUGUUGUGCAAAGAAGUAAAGUAAGGUAUCAAGAAGAAGAUUUGUUCUGUGACGAGGAGCUGAGUAAAGAAUUAAUCAGUCAAGACAAUUAUAUUCAGUCUGAGCAAGACUAUAAUGAAUACUUAGAGAAUUUUCAUAAUCUUAUUCAUAAUGAUUCUGAGAAUUUUGGUAAAAUUUCAAAUAUCUCUCAAUACGAUCAGAAGCUUAAGUCUGGAGAGAAAACUGACUUUCAUGACGAGGUUGAUGAUUUUAUUCGAUGCCCAUUUGCCUAUAAUGACCAAUCAUAUGAAACUUCCAAUUUUGAGCUUGAUCAAGAAAGUUUCAGAGAAGACACUCCCACUGAAGAUCUUGACUGAGAUGAAGAUUGUAAACCUAACUGACUCCCUGUUCUUAAAAUUCCAAGGGCAUUUUCGAUAAAUAAGAGCGAAAUCCCAACUGAAAAAGAUGUUUUUGAUGUGGAAUGGUCUCAAUUUGGCAAAAAUUUGCCUGAAAAAUCUCCAGUGAUUAAUAAAUUCAUGAAUAUGGAAUUUAGAAGCAUCACCCCCAACACAAAAGGAAUGCUUAAUCAGCCUAAAACUCGCAAAAAUAGUGAUGAAAAGCUCUAUUUCACUUUCAGAAAAUCAUCUACAGACUCUUAUCAUCGCCCAGUACCUUCUCGUAUUGCUAUCCCACCAAAACUAAAUAGAAAUGAAGGAAACAUCAAAAUUGAAGAAACUCCAGUGAACCACAACAAAGACAAUAAAUUCUCUCUCAUAAACCGCACACCAGAAUCAUUAUCUAAAAUGAGCCCUAUGAUGAAGAAAAGUUACCCAAAACUAUACCAAAACAGCAUCGAAAAUUCAUCUAAAAAGACUCGUAAUUUACAAAACCAAAAUUCCCUUUACUCCUUGAACCCUCGCCAAAACUCAAGCAAGAUAAAGUUCUGCUUCCCUCAGCGCACAAACACGCUAUGAAUAAGUUCUUCUCUUCGACCUGCCUUCAAAAGACUGCGACUGAGCCAGAUCAAGAACAACGUAAUUUCAAACUUAAAGUAAAGUUUCAACUUGA